Tachysurus vachellii is the source of this 1834-nucleotide messenger RNA. RefSeq names its product interferon regulatory factor 3 (gene irf3). Gene Ontology annotation, cellular component: nucleus. Bases 211 to 1590 code for a protein of 459 amino acids. The record is from RefSeq and is a predicted model, not a curated record. NCBI's taxonomy places the organism in Eukaryota, Metazoa, Chordata, Actinopteri, Siluriformes, Bagridae. The transcript has 11 exons. Gene Ontology annotation, molecular function: RNA polymerase II cis-regulatory region sequence-specific DNA binding; protein binding; DNA-binding transcription factor activity, RNA polymerase II-specific. Gene Ontology annotation, biological process: immune system process; regulation of transcription by RNA polymerase II.
UAAGCCAUUUGUUACCUGACCAGCAGGUUCCUCGCGCAGUAAACCCGCUGAAUUCCCCGUAUUUUUCGCGACACACAGAGCGAAGUGAAUGUCCUGUCUGCUUCAGCUCCUUACACGUUACCUGUGACAUUUACUGCCCCUUAACCCUGAUGAGAUAUUGAAACGUGUUGCAUCGGGUACUGAUUUGUUUGAGCUCUAUACCCUGCUCCAAUGGCUCAGCCCAAACCACUAUUCAUUCCUUGGUUGAAGCAGCAGAUUGAUAGCGGAAGAUACCCCGGCGUUCAGUGGGUCAACCAGGAAUGCACAAAAUUCAGCAUUCCUUGGAAGCACGCUUUGAGGCAGGACUCGAACAGUGAUGACAUCCUCAUAUUCAGGGCAUGGGCACAGACAAGCACUGGCUCCAAUGGACAGACCCAAGGCGACAGCUCGGUGUGGAAAAGAAACUUCCGCAGUGCUCUCAGAGCCCGAGGAUUCCAGAUGGUGAAAGACAACAAGAAUGAUACUGCAAACCCUCAUAAAAUCUUUGCGUGGCCAGAUGACAGCCAGUCUGGCGCAUCUACUGAUGAUUCACCAGUGUGUAAUACUGAAAUUUCAUAUGGUGGUGCCCUGUACCUGGGAGAAGAAGAGCUGUUUCCAGGUGGGAGCGCGCAUGAUGAUUUGCUGCAACGGUGCCUAGAGGAUCUGAAUAUUGUUGAAACUCCACCAGAGAUGCCUUUGGAUCACCAAGUCUUCGUUAGCAAACCGAAUAGCACGGCUUUCUGCGACCAUCCAUUUCCCAUUCAGGAAACUUUGAGCAUGCAUCACCAUUCUCCAGCUGAGGCCAGCGCAGGACAGAUAUCUCCUGCUGAAGGCGCUUUAGCUCAUUGCCAAUAUUCUCCACCAGAUGGCGCAUUCAUAGGCACGCAGCAGCCCGCGCUGCAGGCUGAACUGGAGCCACAUCUUCCUGUGCAGUCCACUUCUAACGACUCAGGCUCUAACCUUUUGGAUACACAUUUUAAGGUGAACAUAUAUUACAGAGGAAGGCAGGUGUUACAUCAGGUGGUGGAAAACGAGGACGGUUUCUGUCUGAUGUUCAGGAAUGACCCUAACCGAAUGGCAAGCCCGCUCCCUGUUGUGCAGCUUCCCAGCACAGAGUCUAUACUGGACCAGACCCAGGCCCAGUCCACCCAGUCCAUUUUGGAUAAUCUGGGUGGGUUUGAGGUGAGGCGGGAGGGUGGCAUGCUGUUGGGAUAUCGGUGGGGAGACAGUCGUGUUUACUGGGGACUAGACAAACACGAGAAAAGCCCUGCAUCCAGACAGCUCUCGAAAAACCAGCCCGAACCCAUCUAUUCCUUUAGAGACUUCAUAUUUGGCCUGAUAGAGUUUAUGAAUAACCGUGGACCAUCUCCUUCAUACUCGCUCUAUUUCUUUCUGGGACAGCAGUGGCCCGACCCCAAGAACAAACCCUGGGAGAAGAAGCUGAUUAUGGUAGAGGUGAUUCUCACUUCUCUGGAGCACCUGAAGAAGUUGGCUGCUGUACACGGCGCAUCCUCGCUGCAGUCAUCUAUGGACUUGCAGAUUUCCUUAGAGCAGAUGAUGGAAUUCUGUUAGAGACUCAUUCAGGGUAGAAAAGCUGCAGCUUGGAGAUGAACUACACUAUGUCUCCAGGCAUAAAUGAGCGGAUUCCGACAGUCCAGUGUGUAAAUUCAUUUUUAGGGGGUUAGCAGGAGUGGUUUUGUCUGCAGAAAGACAUUUUCAUCAAGUGUCAUGCAGUGCUGUUAUUUUAGACACCAAAUUAAUGAUCUGUAUGUUGACCUCAAGUUUGUGGAUGAAUAAAGAUAAUGUAUGAAAUGUA